Paraglomus occultum is the source of this 492-nucleotide messenger RNA. NCBI's taxonomy places the organism in Eukaryota, Fungi, Glomeromycota, Glomeromycetes, Paraglomerales, Paraglomeraceae. The record is from the annotation of a GenBank genome assembly.
AUGUCGACCUCUUCUCUAACAAUACCAGAAACUUCUGAUCCUAGAGAUGUGGAGUUUAUGCGACUUGCGAUAGAACAAGCAAAGCUUUCAGCACCGGUGCCAACUGCAUAUUGUGUUGGAGCGGUUCUCGUAAACCCGCAAACUUUUGAAACGCUUGCGACUGGUUACUCACGCGAACUGCCAGGGAACACACACGCCGAAGAAUGCUGCUUAAUAAAACUGUCGUCACUCGAUCCAUCAUCCAUUUCGUCCUUCUCCUCUCUUACAAUUUACACAACGAUGGAACCCUGUUCGACUCGUCUAUCUGGGAAGAAAUCUUGUACCGAACUUAUUAUGGCCUCUCCGAUAAAAAGAGUUGUUAUGGGAGUCGCCGAGCCUGAUAGAUUCGUAAAAUGUGAAGGUGUGAGGAUGUUAAUGAAUAAGGGAAUCAAGGUUACAAUUGUGCCUGGUGUUGCAGAAGAAUGUCUAAGCAUCAACCGACAUGUUCUGUGA